ACCAGCCUGAACUUCAAGGCAGCACAAUGAGCUCGACAGACGCCCAGCCAGAAGUACCCAGGGUCGACAAGGAUGGACAGGCUGUCAUUAACCCGGCAAAUGUGAAGGGUGUCCGCGUAUCAGGCAAACAAUGGAAAAUGCAAAAACAACCAACCCGAAAGUCUUCGCACACAUCCUGGGACCAACGCCAAAAGGACCGUCAAACUCUCGAAUCCAUUAAAACCCGUGAACGCGAGUUAAAGGAAGAGCAGGAACGCGAGCGACAAGAACAGGCGGAACGCAUUAGGGCAAGGAGGGCAGCGAAGGAGGAGAAGGAGAGGUAUGAGUUGUUGAAGACGAAGAUGCACGCCAAGAGGGUGGAGAGGUUGCGGAGACGGGAGAAGAGGAGUAAGCUGUUGAAGGAACGGUAGAUGUGGUGUCUCGGCUCAAGUGGUGGAACUGGGAAAGACAAUGGCUUGGUUUCGAGUUUCUUCUUUUUUUGGAUUACAGCAAACGGAAUGGAAUCACAAUACAUCAUCGGUUAUACCCCUC
Molecule: messenger RNA, 531 nt
Organism: Saitoella complicata NRRL Y-17804
Lineage: Eukaryota; Fungi; Ascomycota; Saitoellomycetes; Saitoellales; Saitoellaceae
Exons: 2
Coding region: 27-410 (127 amino acids)
Source: RefSeq, a predicted model, not a curated record